AUGGCGGCCGUGCAAGGUGGUCUGGUCGACGCGGUCGAAGAGAAAGACAUAAAAACAGAACCGUCAAACGAUGGCUCUGCAAAUAACAAUGCAACCGACGGGAGGCUGCUGUCCGCGUCCCCCGGCGUCGCUGCUCCGGCUGCACCGACGAAACCCGCUACGGGAGCCCCGGAGGACCAGCAGACUCUUCUGGCGGUCCUGCAGUUCCUCAGAAAGAACAAGCUGACCGAGUCCGUGGACAUCUUGCGCCGUGAAGCGGGGUUACCGGAGGAUGCCCUGGACGAAGGGGGCGACUCCUCCGGGGCCGGUUCUGGUGGUGGUGGUGGUGGUGGUGCUGCGGGCAGCGGGGAGCUGGAAGGCGGGGAUGCGAGCUCUCUGCUCAGCAGGGUGACCGGCUCAUCCUCCGCUGCAGCCCCGGCGCCGGCUAAAGUGACUGGUGAGGACCAGCCGGACGUCAACGUGGUGCUGUCAGCUUACAGCCAGCAGGGAGACCCGAAGCUGUACCCGGUUUACUACAACGGCCUGAAGAGGUUCAUAGAAUCGGUUCUGGACUGUCACCGAGCAGAGCUGUCCCAGGUCUUCUACCCGCUGUUUGUGCACAUGUAUCUGGAACUGGUGUACAACAAUCAGGAAACAGAGGCCAAGGCGUUCUUUGAAAAGUUCAGCGGUGAUCAAGAGUGUUACUACGAAGAUGACUUGCGUGUUUUGUCCAGCCUGUCCAAGAGGGAGCACAUGAGAGGCAACGAGACCCUGAUGGACUUCCGCACCAGCAAGUUUGUCCUGCGUAUCUCUCGUGACUCUUACCAGCUGCUCAAGAGACACUUGCAGGAGCGUCAGAACAACCAGAUCUGGAAUAUCAUACAAGAGCAUCUCUACAUUGACAUCUUCGAUGGCAUGCCACGCCACAAGAGCCAGAUUGACGCCAUGUCGGGCAGCUUGGCAGGAGAGGCCAAACGAGAGGCCAAUAAGGCUAAGGUGUUCUAUGGACUGCUGAAGGAACCAGAAAUCGAGCUACCUCUUGAUGACGAGGAUGAGGAGGCAGAGAAUGAGGAGGGCAAACCCAAGAAGAAGAAACCCAAAAAGGACAACAUGGGCUCCAAGAGCAAGAAGCAGGACCCUAAUGCACCUUCACAGACUAGGAUCCCUCUACCAGAGCUAAAGGAUUCAGACAAGCUGGACAAGAUCAUGUACAUGAAGGAGGCCACCAAGAGGAUCCGCCUGGGACCAGAUAACCUGCCCUCCAUCUGCUUCUACUCUUUUCUCAACGCUUACCAGGGUCUGACUGCAGUGGACUUCACAGAUGACUCCAGCCUGAUCGCAGGAGGCUUCGCUGACUCCACAGUACGGGUGUGGAGUGUCACACCGAAAAAGCUCCGCAAGGUCAAGAAUGCAGCAGACUUGAAUCUGAUCGACAAAGAGUCGGACGAUGUGCUGGAGAGGAUCAUGGAUGAGAAGACGGCCAGCGAGUCAAAGAUCCUCUAUGGACACAGUGGCCCGGUGUACGGCAUCAGCUUCAGCCCAGACAGAAACUACUUGCUAUCAAGUUCGGAAGACGGGACAGUCAGGCUGUGGAGUCUCCAAACAUUCACUUGUCUGGUGGGCUACAAAGGUCACAACUACCCAGUGUGGGACACCCACUUUUCACCCCAUGGGUACUAUUUUAUCUCCGGGGGACAUGACAGAGUGGCCCGUCUCUGGGCAACAGAUCACUACCAGCCUCUGAGGAUGUUUUCUGGCCACCUAGGAGAUGUCACUUGCACCCGCUUUCACCCCAACUCCAAUUACGUGGCCACAGGUUCCUCUGAUCGCACCAUCCGACUCUGGGAUGUCCUGCAAGGAAGCUGUGUGCGCAUCUUCACCGGUCACAAGGGUCCCAUCCAUGCGCUGAGCUUCUCUCCCAAUGGUAAGUUCUUGGCUUCAGGAGCCACUGAUGGCAGAGUUCUUCUGUGGGACAUCGGUCACGGGCUGAUGAUUGGAGAGCUCAAAGGCCACACAGACUCCAUCUACUCCCUCCGGUUCAGCAGAGACGGAGAGAUCCUCGCCUCCGGCUCAAUGGACAACACAGUUCGCCUGUGGGAUGCCACGAAAGCAUUUGAUGAUUUAGAGACAGAUGAUUUCACAGCGGCUACAGGACACGUCCAUCUACAAGAUAACUCCCAGGAGCUUCUGCUGGGCACAUACAUGUCAAAAUCCACACCCGUCAUACACCUUCACUUCACCCGCAGGAACCUGCUGUUGGCCGCUGGUGCCUACAAUCCAUGAGACAUUAUUGAACUAUGAGAAAAUAAUCCAAUCAAGCUUGAAAUUAAGCAUAAUUUGUCCCAGUGCUCCCCAAGUAAUGAAGAGGUUUGUGGUGCAGCUUGAACAAAACAAAAACUGAAUUAUCAAAAAAUAUCACCUCUGGUGAGAAUUUAGCUGUAAAUAAAGAUUAAAAUUAAGGUUAGCCGACUCCUGUUCUGGACCUCAGUCUGACAGAUUCGGCCACAAAUCAAGCUGAUCUAUUGCAGAUAUCCCUUCGCCAUGAUAAGUGCCAUUGUUGCUUGAGGACUUUUCUUUUUUUAAAUCACUGCCAUGAAUACAGCUUUGUUCAACACGUGGCUGACAUUUCUGUAUCAUAGUAUUUUAUAUUGGUGUACACUGUAAAUAAAAACAAACAUGUUU
Anoplopoma fimbria (sablefish) is the source of this 2661-nucleotide messenger RNA. RefSeq names its product TAF5 RNA polymerase II, TATA box binding protein (TBP)-associated factor (gene taf5). Gene Ontology annotation, biological process: transcription initiation at RNA polymerase II promoter. Lineage: Eukaryota; Metazoa; Chordata; Actinopteri; Perciformes; Anoplopomatidae. Gene Ontology annotation, cellular component: transcription factor TFIID complex. Gene Ontology annotation, molecular function: RNA polymerase II general transcription initiation factor activity; protein binding. The record is from RefSeq and is a predicted model, not a curated record.